This is a messenger RNA of Pediculus humanus corporis (human body louse), 2046 nucleotides long. RefSeq names its product ATP-dependent RNA helicase SUV3, putative. Bases 1 to 2046 code for a protein of 681 amino acids. The transcript has 10 exons. Gene Ontology annotation, biological process: mitochondrial RNA 3'-end processing; RNA catabolic process. Gene Ontology annotation, molecular function: hydrolase activity, acting on acid anhydrides; ATP binding; RNA helicase activity. NCBI's taxonomy places the organism in Eukaryota, Metazoa, Arthropoda, Insecta, Psocodea, Pediculidae. The record is from RefSeq and is a predicted model, not a curated record. Gene Ontology annotation, cellular component: mitochondrial degradosome.
AUGUUAUUUUUUAAUAGAGGACUAAUUUUUGUGUGCGCUGGACGUACGGUGGCAUUAAAAUUUUUAUUGUCUAAAAGCAGUGUGCAUGUAAAUAAAAUUAGGUUAAUUAGUAGUACUCAAAUUCGGUACAAAAAAAAAACUAAGUCCCAUUUAUUUACUCCCAUAUCUCCUAACUUGGACAAAUAUGAAUUACCUACUGGAGAAGAACUCUCGGGAAAACUUGAUAAAGCAAAAUUGGUGAAAGUUAUAAAUGCAUUUUAUAGAAAUCCUGAAUUAAAAUCACUUGCCGAAGAAAAUAAUUUGGAUAGUUACCUCAUUCAAAAAGGAUUUAUUAGCUUUAGAAAAUUUUGUUUAGACUCUCAGAAUUUACCUCCUGAUCUUCAUGUUUUAUUAUCAGACAUUAUUCAAUCAGGAGGAAACGAAUUGGAUAUUUUUCCUUAUUUUCUCCAACAUGUAAAGUCUAUUUUUCCUCACUUGGAUUGUAUGGAAGAUCUAAAAAAAAUUGGAGAUUUAACAUCUCCUUCUAAUUGGUAUCCUGAAGCAAGAAGUAUGAAUAGAAAAAUCAUAUUUCAUUGUGGACCUACCAAUUCGGGAAAAACUUACAAUGCUAUGGAAAGCUAUUAUCAAGCAAAAUCUGGAGUUUAUUGUGGCCCAUUAAAGUUACUAGCAGUAGAAAUUUUUAAUAAAGCUAAUGACAAAGGAAUUCAGUGUGAUCUUGUUACUGGAGAAGAAGUGAUUUAUUCAAGUGCAGAGGGAGAUCAAGCAGAUCAUAUAAGUUGUACUGUUGAAAUGUGUUCCUUAGAAAAUACUUAUGAUGUUGCAGUCAUAGAUGAAAUUCAAAUGAUCAAAGAUAAUCAAAGAGGUUGGGCUUGGACAAGAGCUUUACUCGGUUUGAAAGCUAAGGAAAUACAUUUAUGCGGCGAGGAAUCUGCUGUCGAUCUUGUAGAUUCAAUUCUAUGUACCACUAAUGAAAACUUGGAGGUUAAAAAGUACAAAAGACUAACAGAGUUAAAAUUGGAUGCUGCUAUUGAAUCAUUGAAAAAUGUUUCACCUGGAGACUGCAUUGUUUGCUUUAGCAAAAGAGAUAUUUUUAAUGUUACAGAGGCUUUAGAAAAACUUGGGAAUAAUGUUGCAGUUAUUUAUGGAACUUUACCACCUGGAACUAAAUAUGCCGAAUGCAACAAGUUUAAUGAUCCCAAUAAUGUUUUUAAUAUAUUAGUAUCGACUGAUGCCAUCGGAAUGGGCUUAAAUUUAGAAAUCAGGAGAGUUGUAUUUUACUCGUUAGAAAAGCCAGUAAUGAAUGACAAUGGAAUUAUAGAAAUAGUUCCUAUAUCAGUUUCACAAGCUUUACAAAUAGCUGGUCGAGCAGGUCGGUAUGGUUCCAGGUACGAAAAGGGUUACGUAACUACGUUUCAUAAGAAAGAUUUACCAUUACUGGAGAAAAUUUUAUCGGAAACUCCCGAACCUGCAAUGAGUGCUGGACUCUUUCCAACGGUCGAUCAAAUUGAAUUAUAUUCUUUUUACCUUCCACAAUCAACAUUAUCAAAUUUAAUGGAUAUAUUUAUAAAUUUAUCAACCGUAGAUGAUUCCAUGUAUUUUAUAUGUAACACGAACGAUUUUAAAAUAUUUGCCGACAUGAUAGAACAUAUUCCUCUUUCUCUACGUGUCAAAUACAUUUUUUGCUCUGCUCCCGUUAAUAAGAAAAAUCAAUUUUCAUGUUCGAUAUUUUUAAAGUUUGCUAAAAUGUACAGCGAAAACAGCAUUAUUUCUUUUCAAUGGUUGUGUAAAACAAUAAAUUGGCCUGUCAGCUCACCUAAAAAUAUAAAAGAAUUAAUCGAAUUGGAAGGAGUCCAUGAUAGUUUAGAUUUGUAUUUAUGGCUGAGUUAUCGUUUUCCUGAUUAUUUUCCCGAUGGGGAUUCUGUUAAAAAAAUUCAAAAAGAAUUAGAUCUCAUUAUACAAAAAAGUAUAAUUGAAAAAGCAAAAUUAUUUGUCAAUUGGCAUCAGAGUUUACCAGAAGAAAAUCAUGAUGUAAAACAAUGUAAGUAA